Ectocarpus sp. CCAP 1310/34 is the source of this 2872-nucleotide messenger RNA. Lineage: Eukaryota; Phaeophyceae; Ectocarpales; Ectocarpaceae. The record is from the annotation of a GenBank genome assembly.
AUGAUGAACACCUUGUUUGGGGAGAUGCUCCAGUUCGCCCUGGUUCUCGGGACGAUCAUGAUGGGCUUCACCGUUUGGUUGGCCGUUUUCAAAGCCAUGCUCGGCGAGGUGAGCGUGUUCUCGGAGAACUACGAAGACAGUGUGCACAGAGAUGUCGCCCGGGUACUCCUUGUCGUGUACCUGGCCGUGGUGGCCGUCAUGCUCCUCAACCUUUUCAUCGCGGUACUGAGCUCCGUCGUCGUUAUCCUCCACGUCUUCGCACUGCCCUUCGUCCUGGCGUGGUUCUGGGUCCGCUCCGGGCUGGGGCUCGCGGCGCUGACGACGCUGGCGGCUGCGCUUUGCGGCGGGAACGGAGGGGAAGACGGCAGCGGCAAGAGAGUGCCGCGUCGACCCUCCGCUGCUGGUUCCGGCGGCGGGCCUACCGCCGGUUCGCCGUCCCUGGAAAACCCCACGACGCCCGACGGCCUCGCGCAGCGACAAGACGAACAGGACCAAACGGUAACAGUGGAGGAAAUCAUACGCGCGCGGGACCACCUGGACGAGGCCGGGAGGGGUCGGGGCGAGGCCGUCCUCGCUCUCCUCAAGUCCGUGAACGCUGACCUGAAGGACCAGAUCGCGGAGUUAGAGCGAAGCGUGGCUCGCAGCGUCGAGAGCCUGAGGGUGGGGUCGGAGGCGAGCGUUGCCUCUAUCGUGGAAGCGGAGGUGGCGAAGGCUGUCGAGGAAUCCCGGGGUCCGUCGCCACGAGGGGCGUUGUCGCCCGCUGCUGGCGCGCCGCGAGUGGACAAGCCGGGAUCAUGAAGCGGCCUGAUGGCGGCGCAAUUUCACGACCACUCGGCCGUAUGAUCACCGCCUUCUUUCAGUCACUUGUGGUGCUGCAAUGAUUUCCUCUUGUCGUUCGGUGAUGGCGGUGUCUUUAGCAUCGAUUCGGCAAGAGUGUACCCAGCUGCAAGAAUUUACCCCGAACGUGUUGGUUUGGUUUUGGCUUUGGUAUGAUGUACUGUAUAUUUUUUACCGUCUUCUACUUCCUCUGUUUGUCCCCAGUGGGUGAGGCUUCCCAGAAACGAACCCCUGGUAGUGCGUUCCCACACCGAUUAGACUCGGCGCUGUUUCAUAGUUGAAUUGCAGUAUGGUUGUAGAGGGAGGUCGGAGGUGUUUUUUGGUUGAAUAUCAUUGGUCACAUGUUUACGUACGGGCAGCGCUUUGAAAGUAGUUCGACCUUCGUACGCAUGUAGUCUAGAGAUUACACCUGUAACUGUUUCUGACGAACUUCACCUCCAUCCAGGUUUGGCUUGCCUUCUUAGGCGACGUAUUUUUGUACGUACAUGCAGCUCUUUGAGAGCAUUUCGCCCAGUGAUGGGAUGAGAGUCGUUUGUGCGAAGCCUGGACCCCUCCAUCAAGAAGAAGAGUGUGGCCGGAACUGUAGCAUGGGCGACGGAAAAUGGAAAUGGGAUGCUAAACCGACCACCGUUGGCGAGAAUCGGGGCCGACCUACGAUACUCGAUUCUACUUUUUUUGCGUCCCAAGGAACUGCCGGGCGCCCCCCUCUCCUGUAUAGCUAGCAGUUUGUACGACACCUUCCUUAGUUGAGUCACUUCUUGCAUGUUGUUUUUGUUGCUGUUCUACCAGUUCCGAUGUAAACGCAAGUUCCGAUGUAAACGCAAGGAUACAUCUCCAAAGCCGUCUUAACACUCUGAUCUAGCUUGGGACAUGAGGAACGAACGGCCAUUCGCGGAACAAAAGGCCAGGAAUCAGGCAUGCUGCACACAAUUACAGAGACGACAACGCCCAUUGACAAAUAGCCGCCCCGUCGCAGCGAAAAAUAUUCACGUAAACAUAAGACCCCUACCCAAUGUAGACGAGCUUUCCUGAACGUCAUGUAUCUACCGAUAAGCCUUUGGAAACCCAUGAAAGACAUGGUCUAUAAACCUACAGCAGAGGAGAAAAAAUAACACGAAGAAUCCUUCCCUCUCUUGUCAGCGGGGUUCUGGGGCACAUUGAUGCUCUCCCUGCAAACGCUAAAAUGUGGCCUCCAGGCGGAAUACUGUCUUGCGCGAAACACAGCAGACAGCCCUUUACCACCAGCCGCCCUUUACAGUAUGAACAAUAACUAAGGAGUAGACAAUGUGCUUUGGUCUUCCGACCGUACCCCUCUCCCGUGUGACCGCGCUCGCUGAGCCCGUACAUACCCAAAUGCGUGGCAUUCGCUACACCUCUUCCAGUGUCCAGAAAGCAUGGGAAGGCGGAUGACUCACGUGAGCCCAGGGUUGGGGCUCCUGCGAAAACACUCGAGAAGUAAAAAGCAGCCUAAUUAUUUCGCUCUCCCGCUCAAAACUGCUGCUGCUAUUCAUAUUUACUAUCAUCGCUAUCGUAUUACACUGCUUGAGCACUGAACAACCACGUGCUACAUGCUUCAUAUGCACGGGAAUUUCUCCACGCGAACAAAAAACAAAAUGGUGUAGCUUCCUUGACAACAUUCAUGAGCGACGACUGCUGUAGCAUAAAAAAAUCAUCUCCCGUUCCGCCCUAAACUGCGUAAUAAGCACUAAACACACACGUGGGGCACACUUAUCAGUGGACCUCAUGCGUGUGUUUCCGUACACAUGAUGUUUCCGCAAACAACCAAAACAAAGAUUAGGUACACACCACAUCAACAGGAGGACACGAAUGGAGGGAAUCCGAGAACACGCUCUUGUGAUACUGGAGUGGUGGUGACACAAGCAGCCAGCAGAGCGGGAGGGGGCACGCCGACGUUGUCCCUUCACCCGUGUAACUCAUGUCAGGGAGCAUGGAGACAUCUCUCGUAGGAGGCACCAUGUAGUUGUACGGUACACAGGUUCUCUCUCUCUCUCUCACUCUCUCUCGCUCUCUCUCU